AUGCCUUUCACACGCUCAAAUCCCCAUUCGACACGAGGGUCAAAUCAAAAUCCAUCCUCUACCAAGGAAACUCAACAUAACUCAAAAGCCAAGCAACAAUCUACUAAAGCAACUGCUACGAAAUCUAAAGCAACCUCUAGGAAAUCUAAAGCAACCUCUAAGAAACUUAAAGCUACUCCCAAGACAAUCAAAGCAACUUCUAAGAAAUCUCAAAAGCCUCAAUCUCAACACCCCCAGUCUGAUGACGACUUUGAUACUGAGGAUGAAUAUGAUGAAGAGCAAGAUGAUGCUUAUUCACUCAAAUCAGAUCACUCUAUAAUCCAACCUCUUGCGCAACAACAGAUUUUGGACCAAAAUAGAGUCAGAGAUAGAUCAGCACAGAACAAUCAAAAUGCUUCCACCAAGAAAACCAUAUUCCGUUCUCAAUUUCCUGGAUUUGAGAUGGAUAAUUACGAGGAUUUUUUGGACGAUUGGACAGUGGAUGAGCUUCGGGAAAACAUUGCAAAGCAGGGUUCGCGGUCAAGUAAGGCACCAAAGGAUGUCAAAUCUCUAGUGAAGACCAUUCGUUUAGAAUAUGAGAAGCGCAUGUUGAUGGCUGCUUUGAUGGGUGGAGUGCCCGAAGUAGUUGUUUGGAACAUUGUUGGUGAGGGCCCAAAGAAGGGAAAAGCAAAUCCCUGGAUGCGUUUUAAAUCAUUUUGCCCACUUGCACUGGCUGAACAAAUGCCUUCUCGUGAUGAUAAAAAAGCUUGGAGUGCUUACAAUACAAAGCUUUCUGAUAUCUGGAAUGGUUUCACCGUGGACCAAAGGGACGUCUUUAAAGAUCCCCUCUUUUUAUCAUUGUCAAAUCUCCCCGAUCUUUUGGAUGUACCACUUGAAAAUGAAGAUGGAGCUGAAUUGGGCCAAGAUGCAACAUCAGUUGCACCUGCGGUUCACAAACUGACGGAAGACGAGCGCCUCAAAUAUCAACCUUUAUUUGACGACCUUGUUGAUGUUGAAAAACUUCAAUUAUCUCGUGGAAAACCAGACACUUCAAAGUCAAUAGCCACUCUUCAACAACGGUCCUUGUCGGAAUUAAAGAAGGCACAUCACACAUUUGUGGUAGUCUGUCAACAAUAUCAAAUUACCUACUACUUAGCGGCGGUCAGCUGUGGGAGUAUUGAAGGGUGGUCGCAAGUAUACUCAAACAACACACUCUUUGCACAGUGGGCUUUGAACGAUGCCCAGGUCCCGAGUACACUACGAUCAUACGUUCAUGGAAUAUCUGCGGCAAAGAUUGUUGAAAGUGGCAAGAUGCAACAACCAAGUGAUGAACGAAAGAGUCGCUUAGGGAAGGAACUCAAUGCCCUAGUUGCCACCGCUGUGAAGCCUAUCUACAUUAUUUGA
This is a messenger RNA of Melampsora larici-populina 98AG31, 1383 nucleotides long. RefSeq lists its product as uncharacterized. NCBI's taxonomy places the organism in Eukaryota, Fungi, Basidiomycota, Pucciniomycetes, Pucciniales, Melampsoraceae. Bases 1 to 1383 code for a protein of 460 amino acids. The record is from RefSeq and is a predicted model, not a curated record. The transcript has 5 exons.